Molecule: messenger RNA, 2429 nt
Organism: Galendromus occidentalis (western predatory mite)
Lineage: Eukaryota; Metazoa; Arthropoda; Arachnida; Mesostigmata; Phytoseiidae
Product: monocarboxylate transporter 12
Exons: 10
Coding region: 202-2160 (652 amino acids)
Biological process (GO): transmembrane transport; monocarboxylic acid transport
Molecular function (GO): monocarboxylic acid transmembrane transporter activity
Source: RefSeq, a predicted model, not a curated record
AACGAGGCCAUCGGCACCGACUUCCAAGCGCUUUCAAGCAAUCCUCCGCAUGUGUUCAUGAAACUCCACAAAGAAAAAUUCGAGCGAGCGGUUCAAUCUGCCGUUCUCUUUGGCGGAGGCCGCCCAUCGAGGGAGUAGUACUUCAGCAGAUGGUGAUAAUUUCUCCAAGAACUUCUCAACGAGUGACAGUGCAACUACACGAUGACAGUCCAUUCGGAGGAAGUCUUUUCAGCGGAACAACAAACUCUCGUGCAGAUUCCCAUCAUUGAUGACAUGAGCGAGAAAAGAGCAUCACGAGUUUCAACGAACCAGAGCCUAUCGGCCAUAUCGGAAGAUGAUUUGGCCGAAGUGGAAGCCACAUCACCUAUGGCUCCGGAUGGAGGUUACGGAUGGGUGAUUGUGUGCGCUUCCUUUCUUUGUUUUUUCAUCGUCGAUGGCACCAUAUUUUCCAUGGGAGCCUUCCUCCUCGAGUGGGAGAAGCACUUCAAAAGCUCUAAAUCCCAAACCGCAUGGGUCGUGUCCCUCAUGUCAGGGAUGUAUCUCCUCGUUGGUCCCGUGGCUGGCGCUCUUUCGAAUGCUCUGGGCUGCCGGACCGUGGCCAUCAUGGGAUCCCUUACGGCGACGGCAGGUCUCGUGCUGGCCCAGUAUGCCCAGAGCAUGGAAUCGAUGUACCUGUACGCAGGAGUUAUGACCGGCAUCGGCUAUGGUUUCAUUUUCCUUCCCGCGGCAUGCACGAUCAGUUUUUAUUUCGAGAAGAAACGAGCCUUCGCUACUGGAAUAGCUGUUUGCGGUUCCGGUAUCGGCGGGCUUGUUCUCGGUCCCAUCAUGCCCUCGGCUCUCGACGCGUAUGGAUGGGAGAAAUCCAUGGUUUUCCUAGCUGCGAUGGCUGGCGGAUGCGCCUUCAUUGCGGCGCUCCUGAGGCCAUUAGACACCACGGUUGUCGAAUUGAUCGACGAGGAAGCUGUGGAGGAGAGUCGCGCCGAGCUCCGGAGCUCCCGUCACGGUAUCAACGCUGUAUCCAUCUUCAAGAGUCAGAAUGGGUCCACUCCUUCACUGGACACUAAGGACCCAAUUCUAGCGGCCAAGUUUCGUUCUAACUACGAGCUUCAUCGAGAGGGGAACGAAGGAUCGCGCAAUGACUCCAUACCUUCGAACGCCGCUGCUGAGCUCCAGAAGGUCGGCUCCGGCAAAAUCAGCGCGAGCCGCAAGUCGGUUGAUAUCUAUCGGAGCAAACUAAGCAUCGAUCAAGGGGUUUUGCGUAAGCGAGGUCUGUCGGUAGCGUCACUGUCAAACGGUGAACGUCGACUGACGAAUCCGGAUCUGAAACCUCUUCUGCGGAAAGACGUUUUCCUCAACGGAAGUCUGAUCCGAGUCCCCGAAUAUCGCUCCCAAGCAAAUAUCAGCAACUACCAUGCGAGCGUCAUUCAUCUCCCGACGCUCCUCGGUGAAGACCAGGAGCAGGUGUGGGGCUGCGUCCCGAAAGGCUUCGCUGAUAUGUUGAAGUCGAUCCUGUGCCUCGAUUUGAUGCGCAGCCCGUCGUUCCUCUUACUGGCCAUCUCGGGUUUCCUGACCAUGAUGGGUUUCUACAUCCCCUUCAUGUACCUCGCUGACGCCGCUCAAGGUGCGGGAAUCGAGAAGAACACGGCGGCCUACCUGCUCUCCACUAUCGGCUUCACCAAUACCGCGGGGCGCGUGUUCUGCGGUUGGGUAUCCGACAUGCCUAAUGUAGGCGCGCUUCUCAUCAAUAAUGUUGCGGUCAUGAUCGGGGGGAUUGCGACCAUACUCAUCCCGUUCUUCAUCAGCAACCUCGUGUGUCUACACGCCUACGCUGCUGUUUUCGGCUUUUCUAUAGCUUGCUUCGCCGCUCUCCGUUCCAUCAUCGUCGUCGAACUUUUCGGUCUCGAGAAACUCACAAACGGAUUCGGUCUUCUCCUGUUGUUCCAAGGCCUAGCCUCACUUGUCGGGGCACCCUUGGCCGGCUAUUUAUACGAUCGUACACUGGCGUACAACGUCCCUUUCUAUUUCUUCGGGACCCUGAUCUUUGUCUCGGGUUUGAUGUGUGUCCCCAUCAACCACUUGAUCAAAUGGGAGAAGCGCAGAGAGGAAACUGACGCAGAUUCGUCGCUCCGAGAGAAAAUCAAAGUGACUACUGUAGGUUGAGGAUGAGCGAAGAAGCCCACACCGGACUAAGAACUCUCUCGUCCUUUUGCGUUCAAUGAGUUCAGCCCUUAAAUUAAUUGUAUCGCAAGUACCUGACGGUCGUACGCGCCGCCGCAUGUGUAUGUUACAUCAAGAAACGCCCCGUACCCUGUCUCUGUAUGCCAUGCCCUCCAAUGUAAUAGAACUGGUCUCGGUCGCCGUUGAAUGAAUGGAGGCGGAAGUCUUGCGACCGAAGAGCAUCUAUAAAUGGAGGAUCGAUUGAAGUAAAU